This is a messenger RNA of Myotis myotis, 3147 nucleotides long. RefSeq names its product ST3 beta-galactoside alpha-2,3-sialyltransferase 6 (gene ST3GAL6). Bases 197 to 1282 code for a protein of 361 amino acids. The record is from RefSeq and is a predicted model, not a curated record. Gene Ontology annotation, molecular function: beta-galactoside alpha-2,3-sialyltransferase activity. The transcript has 12 exons. Gene Ontology annotation, biological process: glycolipid biosynthetic process. NCBI's taxonomy places the organism in Eukaryota, Metazoa, Chordata, Mammalia, Chiroptera, Vespertilionidae.
AGUAGCUCAACACCCCAUAUUUAAAUUUAGCUUUUUCAGUAAUAUCGCAUAUUACUUAAUUUUAUAUAUGCUAUUUUAUUCUUCAUAUAUGCCCUAUUGAGCAUUUUUAGGUCCUUCUAGCAAAAUCCUGUCAACUAGACUAGCGAUUCACUACUGAUUCUCUUUAAUUGUGAAAUGAAGAGUUUUUCAUAUUAUAAUGUGUCUAAGAGAGCCAGCCAUGAGAGGCUACCUCGUGGCUAUCUUCCUGAGUGCUGUCUUCCUCUAUUACGUGCUGCAUUGUAUAUUAUGGGGAACAAAUGUCUAUUGGAUGCCACCUGUGGAAAUGAAACGAAGAAAUAAGGUCCAGCUGUGUUCAUCAAAGCCAGCAUUUGCCUCUCUCCUGAGCGAAAUAUUUCCUGUUGUGUGCACCAAACAACAUAAUGCUGUCCAUGUCCAUCCAUGCUGUUGCAAAUGGUUUCACCAGUUUCACCCUUUUCUUUGUGCAGCUGAUUUUAAAAAGCUUGCUUCCUUGUAUGGUAGCGAUAAGUUUGAUUUGCCCUAUGGGAUAAGGACAUCAGCGGAAUAUUUUCGACUUGCUCUUUCAAAGCUGCAGAGCUGUGACCUCUUUGAUGAGUUUGACAAUGUGCCAUGUAAAAGGUGCGUGGUGGUUGGUAAUGGAGGAGUUUUGAAGAACAAGACGUUAGGAGAAAGAAUUGACUCCUAUGAUGUAAUAAUAAGAAUGAAUAAUGGUCCUGUUUUAGGACAUGAAGAGGAAGUUGGGAGAAGAACAACCUUCCGACUUUUUUAUCCAGAAUCUGUUUUUUCAGAUCCCAAACACAAUGAUCCUAACACCACAGCGAUUCUCACUGCUUUUAAGCCGCACGAUUUAAAGUGGCUGUGGGAAUUGUUGAUGGGUGGCAAAAUAAACACUAAUGGUUUUUGGAAAAAACCAGCCUUAAACCUGAUCUAUAAACCAUAUCAAAUCAGAAUCUUAGAUCCUUUCAUUAUCAGAACAGCAGCUUAUGAACUGCUUAAUUUCCCAAAAGUGUUUCCCAAAAACCAGAAACCCAAACACCCGACGACAGGAAUUAUUGCCAUCACCUUGGCCUUUCAUAUAUGUCAUGAAGUCCACCUUGCUGGCUUUAGAUACAACUUUUCUGACCUCCAGAGCCCUUUGCACUACUAUGGGAAUGCCACCAUGUCCUUGAUGAACAAGAAUGCAUAUCACAACGUGACUGCAGAGCAGCUCUUUUUGAAGGACAUUAUAAAAAAGAACUUUGUAAUCAAUUUGACUCAAGAUUGACCCUACAGACAGAGAAGAUAAUGCUGACAGUAUUAGUUUUAUUUUUAUACUGGCAAUUUAUAGUUUAUUUUAAAAAACGUUGGAUGUACUUGUCAAGAAAUUAUGUAUAUUAAGCCUGUCGCUGCCUGGUGAUUUCAUAACCACCAGCUUAAUUUCUGUAAAUAUAUUUAAUUUAUGAAAACCAACAUAUACUGAGUUACCAUGUCCGGCUAAAGUUGUAAUUGCAUUGUGUUUUUAAAAAUAUUUUUAGUUUUUUAUUUUAGACUUUUGAAAGGAUGUGUCUUCCUAUUUAAGGGGACUUAAAUUGACGGCAACAAAUUUGAAUGCAAAAUGACAUACUUGGCUACUAUAAAAUGGUGGGGAAUUGGCAUGUGGUUGUGCUUUGAUGUGGCAAACCGGAAGCAUGCCAGGUCUAUAUCUGGCUGACUUUAGUGUCUUUUUGUUCUAAUUAAGGAACAUGAAGUUUAAACCAGCUCUGAAUACAGUAGAGUGGACUGUUAUAGAAAUCUAAGGUCAUACUGGUAUAAUUAGGCUCCCCCCUUGCGAUUAAGUAAAUCACGAUUAUGAUGAGUAAUUAGGUAGAAUGAAGAUGGAAUUUUUUGUUUUUAAGUUUAUCUAGACGAGUAACCAAAGAGUGUAAUUACCAGUCUGGUGACUGCAUUAUGUUGACGCAAUUUUUUACAAAGUUUAUACAAAGAAAGCUGAGUAAGACAUGCUCAAGGAGAAAAUUCUUAAACUUUGUUUUGCCUGGUUUAAUUCAUUAACUUUUAAAACUUUAUUAUUUGAAGUAAAUUAGGAAAGAUGAAAAAGACACAAGUAAAUCUGUAGGAAGAGUCAAGGUGUUCUUGGAUUUAGAUGGUAUUUUCAUCUCUCAUCUUCACAUGGAAAGCUCACCUGACUAGGGUACUCCAGUGAAGAAUCCUACUGAUGCAAAGAAGCCAGUCCUACAACUGUGGUGAGCUGGUCUCCCUUUCCAUAAUGAAUAUAACUAACGGCUAUGGUGGGGUAGGGUAAGUGGUGAAGGAGAAAGGAAGAGAACAGAAGGUAUAAGAAUGAUGGAAUAAAAAGCUAUCAAAAGAGGUAUGAGUUGAAGAAUUAGUACCUUUUUAAAAAAUACAUAUUUUUAUUGAUUUCAGAGAGGAAGGGUGAGGGACAUAGAAACAUCAAUGAUGAGAGAGAAUCAUUGAUUGGCCGCCUCCUAUUGGGACCUCAGCCUGCAACCUGGGCAUGUGCCCUGACAGGGAAUUGAACCUUCGACCUCCUGGUUCAUAGGUCGAUGCUCAACCACUGAGCUACGACCAGGCAAGAAUUAUUUGAAUAAUUACCACUGGGAGACAUUGAUGUCACUGACAAUCAACCUGCCUCUCAAAAGAAAGUGUUGAAAGGGUGGAAUAGUAGACCAGAAAUAGGAAUAAAUAAGGUACUUAGAAAGCAGGGGAGGGGGAGAAAACUAGUAGUAGAUUUAACCCAGAUCUAGACAUUAAAUAUGGAUGAUGUCCUGUUAAUAGCAUACGUUUGCACAGGACCACUUUCAUCUGAUUCUUCUAAUAACGUUGAGGUGGAAAAGGCAGGAGCCAUCCUAGGUCCCCAUGUUCAGUGUCCUUUCCCUGCCACUGCACAGCCGGAGGUUGCAGCGGGGCUGCUGGAGUCACUCCGGCUUCAAAAAGGAUACUGUGGCUACAGAAAAAAUCAAAGUCAAAACCAAUGGUGGCAUUCCCUAAUGUUACUGUGAAUGGUAUAACAUUGGCCAUUAAAUUUUCUGACUGAUGUUCAAAUUUAGGAAUCUGGCAUUUUGUGUAGUAUAAGAAAAGGCUAUAAACCUCAAGGUGGUUUUAGUUAAGCCAAAAAAAAAAAAAAAAAAAAAA